AUGAAGCAUAUGUACAAACGGGCUGAACGGCGCUGGAAGUACGCCGACCGCAACAGCGACUCUGUGCUCGUGAAAGACGAGUACAAAGACUUUGUCCAUCCGGAAGAGUCGGACCGAACCAAAGAGAUAUUAGUGGACGAAGCCAUGGAAGACAUGGACGCCGACGCCAACGGAGAGAUAUCGCUCGACGAGUAUAUGACUCACAUCAACGAUAUGUCGUCCGAAGAAGAGAGAAGUGAUCCAAACUUUGCUCAGGUCCAACAAAACCACUUCACGUCAUAUUUAGAUAAAAACAAAGACAGCGUUUUAAGCAAAGAUGAGUUGAAGGAGUGGUUAGUGCCGACGUAUGACCGACACGAGGCCGAGUCCUGGCGUCUCAUCCAAUCGGGUGACCAAAAUCAAGACGAAAAGCUGUCCAAAGAGGAACUCCUCGAAUACCAGGACCAGUACUUAAGCCUAAUUGAGCCCGAAUUCUGGCAUAAAUACAACGCCGACCACACGACCACUCCUUCGCCAUCCAAUCACGAAGAGUUAUGA
This is a messenger RNA of Medioppia subpectinata, 537 nucleotides long. The record is from the annotation of a GenBank genome assembly. NCBI's taxonomy places the organism in Eukaryota, Metazoa, Arthropoda, Arachnida, Sarcoptiformes, Oppiidae.